This is a messenger RNA of Cladocopium goreaui, 737 nucleotides long. The record is from the annotation of a GenBank genome assembly. Lineage: Eukaryota; Dinophyceae; Suessiales; Symbiodiniaceae.
AUGGAUAUUCCCAUAUGUCCACGGGCCCGUUUUUUUUUUCCCAAUGCCGAAAAACCUGCCUCCAACAUCGUUCUCAGCCAGGAGAAGUCCAAGGGCAACGAGACACAGGCGGGCUAUGCCAAGGAUUACCGCGUCAAGGUAGAGAAUGAACUGCAGAAGAUCUGCGACACCAUCCUGAAGUUGCUGGAUCAGGGUCUCAUCCCUAAGGCGACACAGGCGGAGUCCAAAGUCUUCUAUCAGAAGAUGAAAGCUGACUACUACCGCUACAUUGCGGAGUUCCGCAGCGGCGACGAGAAGAGCAAGGCUGCCGAGGAAGCGCGGAAGGCUUACGCCGAAGCCGCAAAGGUGGCCAGUGAGGACUUGGCCGUCACACAUCCAAUUCGUCUUGGCUUGGCCUUGAACUACUCGGUCUUCAUGUACGAGGUGCUGAAUGAUCCUGAUGAGGCCUGUAAGAUGGCGCGCACCGCCUUUGAGGAUGCCAUUGCUGAGCUGGACAAUGUGGCAGAGGACAGUUACAAGGAUUCGACUUUGAUCAUGCAGCUGUUGCGAGACAAUCUGACCCUCUGGACUUCGGACCAGGAGGCCGGAAACUAAUCCCUUCCCAUGAAGGGAUAGACUAAGAUCGCGCUGUCAGCAACAAGACCCAUUCGGAGCGGUACAACGGCUCUGGAUGGCUGGCGUGCGAGAGGGAGAUGGGGGGAACCUGACAGAGCAACACACAAAAAUGCUCAAAAGGA